Molecule: messenger RNA, 1923 nt
Organism: Egretta garzetta (little egret)
Lineage: Eukaryota; Metazoa; Chordata; Aves; Pelecaniformes; Ardeidae
Product: twist-related protein 2
Exons: 2
Coding region: 665-1150 (161 amino acids)
Biological process (GO): regulation of transcription by RNA polymerase II; developmental process
Molecular function (GO): RNA polymerase II transcription regulatory region sequence-specific DNA binding; DNA-binding transcription factor activity, RNA polymerase II-specific; protein dimerization activity
Source: RefSeq, a predicted model, not a curated record
GACUAUCACUGCUGAUUCUCCCUUGGGACUCAGAGGAGCCCCUGUCUUCCCACUGAAAUAUCCAUCACUCCACAUUGGCACUUGAAUCUACCAUAGAUACAAGUCUCCGAUCCCAAACUGGACAAGGGAAUAUUUCUGGCUGGCUCUUGCAGGGUCAACUGGACUUAAAAAAAAAGAAGAAAGAAAAAGACUAAAGCCCCCCAAAGCCUCUCCUGAGCUCCAUGGCUGGUGCUCACAUUAGCAUAGGCAAUGUCCCCUGACAUCCGGGCAGCAGGCAGGAGCAUCUGUGCCGGAGGGCUUGGGGGUGUCGGUGGAGGAGGGCGGGAGGAAAUCUGGAACCCAUAAGCUCCACUGAUGUUUGCGUUACCUUGCACGGCUGCAUUGGUCUGUGCCUGGUCCGCCCACAGUCCUCCUCACCCUAUCAGCAAGAGCCAUUCCCCAAAGUUAUUCGAACGCCUUCCUCUCCGUAGCCCAAAGGAAAAACCAACCGAGCUCCUUGGAGGGCUCCGCCAGGCUUGGGAAGCUUGGGGAGGCUGAAGGGUGGAUGCUCCAGGCUGCACCUCUUGAGUGGGCUCUGGCUGCUCUCCAGGCCGCCUUGCCCAUGCGCCGCGGCCGUCGCAGCUCGUGAGAGCCCGGAGCCCCUCGCCCUCAAGGUGCCGAGAAAAUGAAAGAGGAAAGCAUGUGCCCGGACUCCCCCGAAGGCAGCCUGGUCACCAGCGAGGAGGAAGGCGAGCGGCUGCACAAGAAAUGCCUCCGCAAGCGCGGCCAGGGGGGCAAGGCGGCGGAGGACUGCGGUGCCCCCUCGCCGCAGGGCAAGCGGAGCAAGCGCAGCCCGGUCCCGCAGUCCUUCGAGGACGUGCACACGCAGCGCGUGAUCGCCAACGUGCGGGAGCGCCAGCGGACCCAGUCGCUCAACGAUGCCUUCGCGGAGCUGCGGAAGAUCAUCCCGACGCUGCCCUCCGACAAGCUGAGCAAGAUCCAAACCCUCAAGCUGGCCGCCCGCUACAUAGACUUCUUGUACCAGGUCCUGCAGAGCGAUGAGCUGGACCACAAGAUCACCAGCUGCAACUACCUGGCCCACGAAAGGCUCAGCUACGCCUUCUCCGUCUGGAGGAUGGAAGGGGCUUGGUCCAUGUCCGCCUCCCACUGAGCCGGGGUCUUAACGCCUCCGCCUCCACGGAAAGGAGCAGCAGCAGCUCGCCAGCGCCCGGGCACCCAGACCCAGCCGCCCCGCCCUCCUCCAGCACCCCAAAACCGGCAGCGGCCUCCCUGGCGAGCAGGAGAGCACAAGCCCUGUCCCACCCCACCAGCCCCCUUGCCCGGGGCUGCUCUGACCACCUCCAAACCCCAGGGCUGGGACAGAUGGACUCAAACCAGGACCCAGGUGGUUUUUGCUUGGACCGAACUUGGUUGGAUGCUGUGUAUGAAACUCUUCAGGGCGUAAUUUAUUUUUGACUCGCAGGUAAGAAAUGGUCAAGUGAUCUACUCUGGUAGAGCAUCCCGAGCCUGCAGGGAAGCCAAUGGACCUGGCAGGACGAUUCCUCUCGGGAUGAUGGGGAGAGCUCCAGCCGUCCCUCACUGGCCUGGUCCUUGCUGCUUCCUUCCCCCCCCCACCCCGGGGAUGUGGAAACGCAGUGACCGAGGGUUUGGGCAUGGACGGAGCCCGGAGCCCAACACGGCUCAUGGGUUUUAUCCUGCUCUGAAGGUCUUGCACCACCACAACACUGCAGGUUGAAGGGCUGCCUGGCACGCAGAGUGGAUUUUGGGGGGGGGGGUGCUGAACCCCUCAAGGAACCCCGAGGCUCACGACGCCCUCCGCUCACUCAUAGUCCAUGGAUGUGUCCCAAAAUCACCCCCACUCUGUUGGAAUUUCUUUGAAAUGGUUGGAAAAUAAGGCUGGAGAAGUCGCUCACAGCCCUUCCC